Messenger RNA from Zophobas morio, 12586 nucleotides. RefSeq lists its product as uncharacterized. The coding region runs from base 73 to 12522 and encodes 4149 amino acids. Gene Ontology annotation, cellular component: membrane. The transcript is spliced from 3 exons. The record is from RefSeq and is a predicted model, not a curated record. Gene Ontology annotation, molecular function: ATP binding. Gene Ontology annotation, biological process: intracellular protein transport; protein import; protein targeting. Lineage: Eukaryota; Metazoa; Arthropoda; Insecta; Coleoptera; Tenebrionidae.
GCAAGUACUAUACGUUAGUUACUCAUCAAGUGUUUGAAGUUAAAGACAAAAAAAUUACAUUCUUAAAAGGAAAUGCAGCGCCACCAAUCUAAAGCUCGCCAAAAGGAGCGCAGCGAAAUUGACGAACUUGCCAAAAAAUCGUCCACAAAAACCAUUGAAACUGAUGCUGAAACGAUCACUAAACUCCUGGCUGGUAAAGUUUACGAAAAAGAAGAUAUAAUCAAAGUUGCUCAAGCACUUCUCCCGCUGUACAAUCACGACUUUGACACUCAGUUUCGUCUCGUCGACAACAUUGAUAAUUUUGACACCUGUUUCGACAAUACAACACUAGAACCUGGCAAACCCAUUUUUACUAUAUAUAACAAACCCAAGAAGAGAUGGGUGCUGUUUUGCAUUAUAUGCAAAGACGACAAAAAGAUUGUUUUAUUUAAAAAUCCGUGUGGAGCGCUGGUGUCGUUUAAACUGGAAAAGAAAAUUGUGCAGAAGUUUGGAGAUGUAGAGUUUAUUGCUCAAAGUGAAAAGGAUCAGAAGGACGACGAUGUGAAAAGCUAUGGACCCCUAACCGUGCGGAAUUUGAAGAUUUUGUUGGAUUUUUUGAAAGAUGAGAAAACAUUUGUGGAGUUUCCGAAAGUGAAGUUUGCGCAAGUGCUUGAACUUAAUAAUGAGAAAUUCGAUAAGGUGGCUUCUUUGACGAAAGAGCUAGGAGAAAAUGAAGAUUUCAAAAACGCCUUGAAAAAUUUUGUUGACAACCUUCCGUUAGGUCUUGGUUCUGGGAUGUUGGAAUAUAAGAGAAUUAUGGAAGAGGAGUUGGAAAAAGGGGAAGAAGAAGCGGAUCUUAAACGAAUCCAACAAGCUAGAGAGAAAUAUCUCACGCAAGAAAGCGUCGAUAAAAUUAAAGGCGACUAUAAAAUAAAUGCGAAAGAACAAGAAGAUGAACAAUUAAAAGAGUAUGAGCUUGAAAUUCAGAACAAAUAUCCAGACGAAAUGAAGAAACUUAGCGAUAUUUUUGAAGUUCUGGACGAUAUUAAAGUGGACGAUAAACUUUACAAAGCGUUGGAAAACAUAAGCGAGAUCCUUGGAAUUGAUUACAAUAAAAUGAAAACUUUGUACGAAUUUAAAGCAAGUUUGGAACAAAAAGAAGAAAUACAAAAAAUGUUACCUGGUGAUAUCUCCGACAUCGCGCAAAAACUUCCUCCGAUGAAAGAAUCUUCACCUGAUGACUGCACUCCCUUGGACCAACUUCUUAGAGAACUUACUUUGGGCAUGGACCAAGAAAACUCUUCCCCUAAUGAACAAUCUCAAGAGGAAAUCCGAAAGAUAGAAGCAAAAUACCACGACGUCAAAAAUAGGUACGAGAAAUGGAAAUGCCACGAUAUUCACUCUAUCAACACCUGGGCCAAACAAAUCAAGGGCAAGCUGGAAACUACUGAUGCUGCUGUCUGCGAAACAAUCGCAAUUAUGGACAGAGUUCUUAACCUCUUGACAGGAGGUCAUCGUCUCCGGGACACUCAGAUUUUAGCAGUGCUCAUUUUCUUCCAUGGACAAAAUAAUAAAGGGCGUUUAUGUCAAAUCAAAACUGGCGAAGGCAAAACCGUUAUUGUUUCAUUGCUUGCAGUUAUCAAAGCCCUGCAGGGACUUACAGUUGACGUUAUCACCAGCAAUCCACUUCUAGCAGCUGAUGGUGUAGAUGAAACGAAAAUGUUUUACUCUACUUUUGGUCUUACAGUUGCUACGAAUAAUCCAGGAGAAUCUAAGGCUUGUUACACUGCUGAUGUUCUCUACGGUACUAUCAGUAGUUUCCAGUUCGACUUUUUAAAAGAUUCAUUCGAAGGUUUUAAUAUUAGAAGCGAGAGAAAAUUCGGACAGGUAGUUUUGGAUGAAGUCGAUAGCAUGUUGGUGGAUAAUGGAGGCCAUAUUGCAAAACUGGCAGCACCAUAUCCUGGAAUGGAGUGCUUAAGGUACAUCUAUAUCAAAAUAUGGCAAGAACUGCGUAAAGCUGAAAAUAACUUUGUCAAGGAGUGUCAAGAGAAGAUUAAAGAGUUACUUCACUACCCAAACAAAGAGGAGGCGAGGGCAAAAUAUUCGGAGUUUAUAGAAUAUAUGAUUAAGUCUGAACGCAAAAUCAUCAAGGACAAAAUUCGGGCUUCUAAUCCUACAAAUAUUCCUUUGGUACCAGCUCACCUGAAAGACUAUGUCGCCAGUAAAUUAGAUACUUGGAUUAAGAAUGCUCUUCAUGCUAAAUACAAUUGCCAUGAGCAUCAACAAUACAGAAUUAUCACUGAUGAUAGCGGAGAAAGGGUAAUAACUCCAGUGGAUUAUCUUAAUACCGGAGUGACCAUGAAAAAUACCAUUUGGUCGAAUGGUCUUCACCAAUUCGUACAACUCAAGCACAACCUCUACCUAACCUUUGAAAGCUUAACCAGUAGCUUCAUUUCGAACAUUGGCUACAUCAAAAACUACAACGACAAAAACAUUUUUGGACUAACGGGUACUUUAGGAUCUAGAGCCGAGCAAGAGCUCCUUUCUCACAUUUACAAUAUAGACUUUGCGAAGAUUCCAACCUACAAGAUGAAGAAGUUUCACGAAUUGCCAGGCAUCGUAGUUGACGAUGAUUCGUGGUCCGAACAAGUCACUCUAGAGGUUUUAGCAAAGGUAGACGAAGGCAGAGCUGUGUUGGUGAUUUGUGAAACCGAGCAUGAUCUAAUUACUGUAAAUGAAAACCUGCAGCUUCUCGAAGAUGAAGAUAAAUUUACGAUCAGAAAGUACGCGAAUGAAGAUAACGCUGAAGAAACAACAAAGAAAGUGAAGAUUGGUGAUGUGAUUCUCGCUACAAACAUUGCAGGACGUGGUACCAACUUCCGUACUGAGAACAGUCUAGAAAUGAAUGGAGGUCUUCAUGUGUGUGUGGGUUUUCUUCCUUGCAAUUUACGAGUGGAAGGGCAAGCUUUCGGCAGGACUUCCCGACAAGGCAAUGAUGGUACUGCCCAGCUCAUCCUGCGUCAGAGUGAAGUAGACGAACUCGACAUCCUAGAUGAAACUCCCAGUUUCAUCCAAAUUAAACUCGAACGUGACAAACUAGAACGCUCCAGGCUAAAAGAAAUCAACGAUACGUUAGUCAAAGAACUCGACUUUAAAGAUGAACUGUUCAAGUACUUCUCAGACUUUCACCGCAACCUCAAACAGGAAAAAAUGACAGAAAGUUAUCGAUACGUUCUUCAAGAUCUAAAAGAGUUUUGGGCUUUUUGGCUUGAAAAGAAGAACUUCAAAGUUAAAACGAUCGCUAACACAACGCCUCAACAAGAAUUCGAGAACUUCCUGAAUGACGCGCGUUCCAUCAUUGAUGGCACUAUCAGUCAUAAUCCUCACUACUGUGUGGGUUUGGGAGACCAUUAUUUGGAAAAAAACGAUAGAGCUGGGGCUACUCGUGUCCUGAACCAUGCCAUCGAGAUGGGUGGAGAACAAAACUACGAACUUCUAACAGGUGCCCAUAUGAAGCUCUUUGAACUAGCUAUUCAAAGUGGUGACCAACUUCGUGAAAGGUUUAAAAAGGCUGUAGCAAAAAUUUUCUUUGUUGAUGUGCAAAAAAACGAAGAGUACAGACGAACUGCUAAGAAACACUUAGAUCACGCACGAGCUUCCAUUAGGAAAGAAAUCGACUACAUCGAGAGUUGCCUCAAGAACGGGAACCCCGAUUUCGAAAGGAUUUUGCAGCAACAAGACAACAAUCUUUUCUUGAAGCACAUUUAUUCAAGACUCUUUUGUUUAAAAGUGCAUGAUGGAAAUAUCGAAGAGUUGUUGAAAAUGGUGCAAAAUCUUAGCGGAGGUGUAGACUUAAAUGGGAAGGCACCAACCAAUCUGGAGAACUUUCUCAAGAUGAGCGACGAUCCCCAAGUUAAGAAUAGUUUGACGAGUUGGGAAAUUGCGGAGCUGCGAUCGAUUGGUGUUGACGCUUUAUAUUCCCUAAAAGAAAUUCAUGACGUUCCAGAUGUAGUUAUCUAUACAUCUAUAGGGCAAAUCAUAGCAGGAAUUGCUGCUCUGUGCGCAGGUCUAGCUUUCCUCCCUAUUUUUCCAAUCAUGAGUUCAAUUGCUGGAACUUUAAUCUCUGAAGGAAUAAUCGAUAUCGUCAUGCAAAUUAUCACACAAGGAGCCACCGAAUUUGAUAGCACCGACUUCUUGAAAGGGAAAUUUAUCUCGUAUGGUGUUAGUUUGUUAAGUUUUGGGAUAAGCGCCAUCACCCAAUCUGUAAAAAUUCUAUCAAAAGCAGUUAGUUUCUGUCGAAAACUAUCUUCAUUCUUGAGAAAGAGUAAAUAUUUGAAAAACCUCUGCAGACAUUUGGCAAAUUUUGUUGAUAAAAUUGGUGACAAACUACAGAAAAUGCUUACUGUAGCCAAAUUCAACAAACUAAGUGCUGCUGAUCAGCUAGACGAGCUCCAGAAGCUGCGAAACGCGGGGAAUACUCAAAUGUUUGAAAAGUUGGGUGGUAUGGAAAAAAUGAAAAAUCUUGCAAAAAUACAAAAUCUACGAAAAUCAGAAGUCCUGUUACGGUACACUGGAGAGUUUGCCUGGAAAACUGCUAAACAAGUUGGAUUCACUCUUAUAGAAGAACUGGUUGUGAAACCUAUUCUGAAUGAGAUCCUGCAAGAGGUUAUAGAUGCAAUCAAAAAACAUUUUAAAGACACACUCAAAAAUUCUAUUACAAAAGACAGUAACCUAAUGAACAAGAUUCGUUCAACCCCAAGAAGUGAGAUUGAUAGAGUCAUUGACAAUUUCAUGCAAGAAAAUGAAGUUUUGAAGACUGCGAAAGAGGUGGGGAUUGAGCUUGCAGGUCUUUGUGAUAAUCCGAUUAUUGAUAUUUUAACCAUAGCAACUGACAUUAUCUACAAUUUGGCGGAAUUUUCACGAUACAAUCUAACUCUUACUGUUUUUCUUAACAGAAAACUUAACGGCGGGAAUUGUAAUAACGAUGUUGAUGAGGUAAUGGAGGACAUAUGUACAAGAUUGAGUGAUCAAAUGUUUUCUUUAUGUUGUGAUGUGAUGAAAGGGAAUUUCAAGUUGAUCAAAAUGGGAAUCGACUGGGGCAAAAAGAAAAUCGAAGAUUAUAUAAACGAUGAGGACGAAGGAACUGCGAGACGUAGAAAAAAGAUUGAUUUUGAUGAUGAUGGUGAUGACGAUGCUAAACAGAGUUCAAAAAAGUAUGUAAAUAAUUCUGAUGAUGAUUUAGAAACUUCGUCAAAACAUGCAAAGAAAAAUGAUAGCGAUAAUGAAGAACCUAAUAGAAAGAAAAAAUCUGAUCAAAUUCAAGAAGACGAUGAUCUUGAACAUUCGUCAAAACCUGCAAGAAAAAUUAAGGAAGUAUCUGAAGAUGAAGACAGUACUAGCACGACGAAGAAAAAGCCGAGUCAAAAUGAUGAAGAUGACGAUUCUAAUACUUCCCCCAAUCAAAAAAAGAGGGUUGAUGAUGAAGAAUCCGAAAAUGAUCGAGACUCGUCCGCUCCGAAGAAACAAUCUGACCAGAGUGAAGAUGAUUCUAAUACCUUAUCCAAUCAGAAAAAGAGACUUGACUAUGAAGAAUCCGAUGAUGAUGAGAACUCUUCCAAAAUAAAGAAAACAUCUGACGAAAGUGAAGAAAAUGAUGAUUCUAAUGCCUUACCCAAUCAAAAAAAGAGACUUGACGAUGAAGAAUCCGAAGAUGAUGAGAACUCUUCCAAAAAAAAGAAAAACUCAGACGAAAGUAAGGAAGUUGAUGAAAAUGAUCCAUUGUCCAAGCCAAACAGGAAACUGAAAGAUGAAGAAUCCGACAGUGAAAAUACUUCCAAGCCAAAGAAAAAGCCUCACCAAAAUGAAGACUCUGAUGAAACUUCAAAUAGAACACCAAACAAUAAUGACGAAGAAAAUGAGGAAUCAACAAAGAAGAAGCGGAAGAAAGAAAAAUUAAAGAAAGUGGCACAAAUACUGCAAGAUAAAUUGUUGGAGCCCUUACUUAAUGCAGCUUUAGAUGAAUGUAUUCAACAAAUUAGAGAAUCUUUAAAGAAUUCUCUCAAAAAUUCUAUUAGAAGUAAUAAGAACCUAAUAACCAAACUUGAGAGUACUCCAUAUGACAUCAUUAGCAACGUUCUAAGUAAUUUCAUUAAAGGAAACGCUACGUUUAAUAUGGCGAAAAAUAUAGGUUUCAAAAUUUUGGGAGUUAUGAAGAAUAAAGCUAUAACUGCGCUAACCACCAUUUUCGACAUUAUCAAAAACAGUGUCGACUUUGGCAUUUACAUCAGCACGUGUGCUUCUUAUUUAGAACAAAACCUUGAAGGUGGCGACUGCAACAAUAAUCUUGACGGAAUCAUCGAAAAAAUUUGUUCAGAAGUAGCCGAUCAUUUGUGCAAACUGUUAAAAGAUGUAGGCAAAGGUUAUGUACAGAUUGUGAAAAUGAGCUAUGAGUGGGAUAAAGAAGAAUUAAAGAAAAUUUUUAACAGCAAAGAAAUUAUGAAAACUGUUGCUAAUAUCGACACGUGGAAAGAAAUAGGAAAAAUUUUGGUAGAGGAAGGCGCUUUUCAACCUUUGAUAAACAAAAUUAUAGAAGAAAUUAAAAACAUCUUUAAACAGGAAUUAAAAAAAUCUAUCAGAAGUAAUAAAAGCUUGAUCGAGCGACUCAAAACUACUCCAGUUGAUCAAAUUAAUGACACUGUAGAUGCGUUCAUCAAAGGGGACGAAACUUUCAACAUGGCAAAAAAGAUCAGUUUCAAGCUCCUCAAUCUUGUACAGAACAAAACAGUUACUGCAAUAACAACAACUUUCAAUAUUAUCAAGAAUUCCAUUGAUUUCAGCAAGUAUUUCACAAAGUUUUCUUUAUUUUUGGGAGAAAAUCUUCGAGGAAAUGGUUGUGAAAACAAUAUUGAACAAAUCACUGAAGAUAUUUGUUCUAAAGCUGCUGAUCAAAUGUACAUUUUGCUGCAAGAAACUGGUAAAGACACCAUACAACUUGGGAAAAUUGGUUGUGAGCUGAAAGACGAAGAUUUAAAAACCAUUUUUAACACUGACGGAAUUUUUGAUGCCCUUGCCGAUAAAGAAAAAUGGAAGGAUUUUGGACAAAUGCUAAUAAAGGAAGAAGUUUUUCAACCAUUAAUUGACAAAAUCAUUGAAGAAAUCAAAAACUUUUUCAAAAAGACACUUAAAAAUUCUAUCAAAAAUAAGGAAAAUUUGGUAGAUAAACUUCGUUCUAGUUCUACUAGAGAGAUUAACGAUGCCGUAACUGCCUUUAUAAGAGGAGACGAAACUUUGAAUAUAGCGAAACAAGUAAGUUUCAAACUUUUGAAUCUUAUCCAACAUAAAGCAAUAACGGCUCUAACGACAGCUUUCGAGGUUAUCAAAAAUUCUAUCGACUUUUCCAAUUACAUUAACAAGUUUUCAUCUCAUUUGAUGGAACAUCUGCAUGGUGGUGACAAUGAAAACAACUUUAACGAAAUUAACGAAAAUAUUUGCACCAAAGCGGCAGAUCAGAUGUAUGAUUUGUUAAAAGCUUCAAGUAUAGGUACUGUGCAACUUGCAAAGAUUACAUACGAACUCAAAGAUGAAGAUUUUAAGACGUUUUUGAACAAGGACGAAAUCGUGUCUGCUUUAACGAACAAAGAAACUUGGAAAACUGUAGCAAAAAAUAUCAUCAGAGAAGAAGUUUUUCAACCUUUGAUUGAUAAAGUCAUCGAGGAGAUAAAGAAUUCGUUUAGAGAUACACUGAAAAAAUCUAUUAACAACAAUCAAGAUCUCGUUAAAAAAAUUCGAACUACUCAGACUGAUGAAAUCAGUGACAACUUCGUCAAUUUUAUGAGAGGUGACGAAACAUUGAAUAUCGCUAAAAACAUCAGCUACAAAAUUUCCGGUCUUUUAGACCAUAGAGCAAUAACUGCUUUAACCAAAACGUUUGCAAUCGUCAAGAAUUCAUUUGAUUUUGCUGGUUAUAUCGACAAGUUGUCUUCAUAUCUGAACGAGCAUCUUCCUGGUGGUGAUUGUGACAAUAAUGUUGAAGAUCUUACGAAUGAACUAUGCACAAAAGCUGCUGAUCGUAUGUGUUCUUUGUUGAAAGACACUGGAAAGGAUACAGUCGAACUCGCAAUGAUUGGGUAUAAGUUAAGAAAUGAAGAUUUAAGCAAACUGUUUGACAAAAAUGAAAUUGCUGCUGCUCUUACUGAUAAAGAAAAGUGGACACAAAUUGGGCAAACCGUUAUCAAUGAAGAAAUUUUACGACCUUUAAUUGAUAAAGCAGAGGAGGAAGUUAAACGUGUUUUCGAAAAAACACUCAAGGACAAAAUUUUAAAUAACGGCACUUUGACAAAUAAGCUGAAGAAUACACCAGAGGAACAAAUUCUUGGUGUUAUUUAUAUUUUUCUGAACCGUGACGAAACUCUAAAUGCAGCACAGAAAAUUGCUGAGAAAUUAUCGAAACUUACAGAAAACAAAGCUGUGACCGCUUUAACUUCAACUUUUACCAUCAUCAAGAAUUCGAUAAACUUUGCUGGUUAUAUUGACAAGUUUUCUUCAUAUCUGGAGAAACAUCUCCAAGGUGGCGACUCUGAUAACAACAUGGAGGUUAUCACUGAUAAAAUAUGUUCAAUAACUGUCGAUCAAAUGUAUAUUUUGUUGAAAGAUACCGGCAAACAUUCAAUGCAACUUGUAAAAAUCGGUUACGAAGUGAAAAAUGAGGAAUUAAUAAACAUUUUAGACAAGGACCAAAUUGUUGUCAUUUUGUCUGACAAAGAAAAAUGGAAACAGAUAGGUCAAACUGUCAUCAAAGAAGAAAUAUUACAACCUCUGAUCGAUGUAAUGCUUGACGAAAUUAAAGAAUCUUUCAAGAAUUCUUUGAAGAAAUCUAUCGAAGACAACAAUAUUUUAAUCAAAAAUCUUCAAUCCACGUCUAGAGACCAAAUGAAUAAGACUGUCGACGAUUUUAUGAAAGGUGACGAAACUCUCAAUGAAGUUAAAAUCCUCAGUGAAAAAAUUUCUGGACUUGUUCAACAUAAAACCAUAACAGCUCUCACCACAACCGUUGAUAUCGUAAAAAAUUCAGUUGAGUUUGCAAGUUACAUUAAUAAAUGCGUGCCAUAUUUGGAACAACACCUUCCAGGUGGUGACUGUAAUAACAAGAUCGAGGAAAUGAAGGAAGAAGUGUGUUCAAAAGUAGCUUAUGGAAUGUAUUCCUUGUUGAAAGAAGCAGGAAAUAAUGUUAUAGAAUUAACAAAGAUUGGUUAUGUACUGAAAAAUGAAGAUUUGCCAAAAGUUUUAAACCAAGACCAGAUUAUCGCUGCUUUAUCUGACAAAGAGCAGUGGAAGCAAAUCGGACAAACUAUUGUCAAAGAAGAAAUAUAUCAACCCCUGUUGGAUAAAGCUGUUGAGGAAAUUAAAGAUUCUUUAGAAAAUCACUUAAAAGAGUCGAUCAGAAGCAACCAUAAUUUAGUGAAGAAGCUUGAGACCGCAUCAGUAGACGAAAUACACAAAAUUUUUGAUGUUUUCAUACAAGGUGAUGAAAGUGUCAAAGAAGCUAAAAAAAUAAUACAGAUACUAUCAACAUUGGGGCAACACAAAGCAAUAACAGCUUUGACCAAAACUCUGGCAAUGGUCACUAAUUCGAUAGAUUUUGCUAUUUAUAUCAACAAGCUUUCUUCAUAUUUGAAUGAAUAUCUUUUGGGUGGAGACUGUAAUAACAAUUUUGAAGAGAUCCUCGAAGAAAUAUGUUCAAAAACAACUGAACGUAUGUUUUCUUUGUUGAAACAAACAGGAAGAGACUUUAUAGAAGUUUCAAAGAUUGUCUACGAGUCGAGGAAUGAAGACUUCACAAAACUUCUAAAUAAGGAUCAAAUUGUUGCUGCUUUGACUGACAAAGAAAAGUGGAAACAAAUAGGACAAACUGUUAUAAGAGAAGAAAUUUUGCAACCUCUAAUGGAUAAAGCUGUGGAAGAAAUUAAAUCCUCUUUCAAACGAACACUGAAUAAUUCAAUUCGCAGCAAUUCCAAAUUAUUAGAAAAGCUACGAAUUACGAUAGUUAACGAUAUCGAUAAAAUUGUUGAAACUUUCAUGAAAGCUGAUGAGACUUCCAACGCAGUUAAUACCAUAAGCGCGAAAGUUUCUGGCCUUGCCGAAAGCAAAGGAAUAGUCUCUGCGUCCACAACUCUUACCAUCAUUAAAAACUCUAUUGAUUUUGGUAAUUACUGCAAAGGGUUUUCGUCAUAUUUAGAAGAAAAUCUUCCAGGAGGUAACUGUGACAAUGACGAGGAACAAAUUCUUGAUGAAGUGUGUUCUAAAGCUGCUGAUGAAAUGUACUUCUUAUUGAAAAGUACCAGUGAUCAAACACUAAAUUUGGUGAAAAUUGGAUAUGAGUUGAAGAAUGAAGAUCUAACGAAGUUCUUAGAUGAAGAUAAAAUUAUUGGUGCUCUUGUUGACAAAGAAAAGUGGAAAGAAAUAACACAAACCGUUAUCGAAGAAGAAGUUUUCCAACCGCUGGUAGACGCAACUAUUCAAGAAAUUAAGAAUUACUGUAACAAGAUCUUGAGUGACUCGAUAAAGACUAACGAUAAUGUUGUUGUAAAACUCCAAACUUGUGAAAUUAAUGAAAUUCAGAUCGCUGUUGAAAUAUUUGCCACGGGGACUGAAAUGCUUAAUACUGCUACAAUUAUUGCAAAUUCGAUCAUCAGUCUUCAGAAAAAGAGAACACUUGUGAAUAUUGCAAGCACUGACUUUGAUCCCCUUAAAAGGAUUAUUGAUUUUUCCAAAUACACGGCGGAUGUUUGUUCAUAUUUAGAAGAAAAUCUUACUGGAGGGCAUUGCUUCAAUAACGUUGAUGAAAUUGUUAGCGUAGUUACAAUUAAACUCGCAAAUUAUAUAGUCUCUUUGCUAAAGAAUAUUCUAAGAAAUCACAAAGAUGUGAAAGAAAUAGUUCAAAAAUUAAACAUUCAUGAUUUGAAGGAGUUUGAACUUAGUAAAGAAUCAUUAACUGAUUCUUUAAAGAAAGUUAAAGCUGUUGCCCUUCCCAUUUUGAAAAAAUCUGUUGUUGAUGUUACUGAUGAAACUCUCAAAAUCAUUUUAAGCACUUCUGGACACAGCGCUCUCGAGGUUGUUACCCCCGAACUUCUGAAAGAAAUUAUUGGUCAAGCACCAAAUCUGGUCACUAAGGAAAAUCUUGCAACUUAUAUAGAAAAUGUGGUACCUGUUCUAACUCAGAAAAUUACAGCUGAAAUUUCAAAAUUUGUUUACAAUGAAGAUAAAACACUAGAAGCCAUUGUGCCUUAUGUUACGAAAGCAAUAACAUCUGAAGUAUCCAGUUCAUUAUCUGAAGCAAUAACUAACGAUGAUGUUCGACAAAUCUUAAGUACUAUAGGAGAAGGCAUUUCUGUAGAAGCAGCUAUUGAAGAUAUGAUGCCUUAUCUAAUUCAAGCUGCCCAGAGCAGAGUCUCCGAUUUAUUCUCAAAUGAAACCUUCAACAUAACUCAGAAAGAUAUUGAACCGACUAAACUAAACACAGUUAUGGGAAACAUUUUGCCCCAUUUGCUGCAAGAAAUUACAAAUCAAAUUUCUGAACUAACUUCUAACGACGACAUUAAAACAAUUUUAAGUGGUAUUCAAGAGGGUUCAGCUCUAAAUCAAGCUACGGAAGCUGUCGCAUCUCACCUCACAGAAGAAAUUACAAAAUGGCUUGACAGUAAAGACUUUAAAGCUAUCUUCAUUCAACAUGGUUUGUCUACAUUUGUAAAAACAAUUGAACUGCAAUUGAACCAAGAAUUCAGUAAACAAAUAUACAAAUUUGUUUAUGAAAAAGAUAUUUAUAAAAUGUUGGGUCUUAGACCUAAUGCUGCCUUUGAUAAAGUUGUGAAAGCUAUCGUACCUUAUCUAACGCCAGAAAUUGUAAAUCAAACAACGCAGAUUCUGGACGAGUUACGUUUUAAGGACAACAUGUUCGAGAUUUUAGGUCUGGAUCCCGAUAUUCCUUUAAAAAAUGAUUUGGAUGUUGUUGUAGCAUAUUUAACUGAAGAAAUUGCAACACAAAUCGUAGAAACUUUUUCUGAAGCAAGUUUUAAAGAAGAAAUUGAUAAACUGUUGGGUAUCGAAACGUCUACAUACUUCAAGAACGUUAUCAAAGCUAUUGUGCCACAAAUAAAUCGAAGUCUUACGAAAGUUCUUGUAGAAGCAAUCGGUAGUCUUGAUGUGGCUUCUUUAAUUGAUGUAGUGGACCUCAUUUUACCAUAUUUAAGUCCUGAAAUUACAACAAACAUUUUGACUUCCGCUUUCAACAUUAUUAAGAAGAAAACUCAACUUAAAAUGUUAAAUCUUAAGUAUGGUGCUUCGUUGGCUGAUAUUAGACGACAGUACAGAAAAAUGGCUCUGCGGUUACAUCCCCAGAAAAAUACAGAAGACUUAGAAGCUAAUGAAAAGUAUCAAAAAUUGUUGGAAGUUUACCACGAACUUGUCAAAGUCUUUGAAAUAAAAACAGACGAAUUCCGAGUUGUAAUUAAGGAAAAUUUAAAGGUGCUGGCUGAAACAUCAGCAUGAUAAUACUAACAGUUAAUAUUCCUGUAUGGUAGUUUUUAUUGGAAAUAAACAAUUUUCGUAUUAA